GCUCGAUCCGCAUCCGCUCUGAGAGUCCCGUCACCGCCUCGGGUUCCUUAAAACCGAAACCCUCUCUCCCUUCACUCCUUGCUCCCUGGCCGCCGAUCGUCCGGAGAACGAACGCUUCUUUCGGGAGGAGGAAUCCGCAGAUUUGGCUUUGUUUCGAAAGGUAAAUUUGCAGAUCCGUUUUGGUUUCGAUGUAUUGAGCACGGAGUUUGAAACCGUCACCAGGUGUAAAGGAGAAGAAUCUGAAGCCUUUUUCAGGUAUCUCCUCAUUUGGGAAUCGCUAAGAAAAGAAGGAAAAGCAACGAAGCUGACGGCUGUAUUGGGUUUUCUCGUUUCCUUGGAUAUUCUUUUCUACAAAGAUCCAAGUUGAUAAUCCAUUGCCUGUCUCGUAGUUCUGUUGAAGUAGGCUUUGUGUUCUGGCAUAAGAAAGAAUGCCAGAGGUGAGUGAAGGCAUGAAUCGAAAUUCAGCUGAAAAUGUUGCCACUGGGUUCUGGAUCAGGAGGCCUGCUUAUCCGAUAGGUUUAAGAAGAUCCAGAUCAAACAACCUCCAGAAUUUCAUGUCCCCGACUGAUAACAAAGAGAAUAUUCCCCCAACAACUGCAAGGCAUUUGGCUAGGCAAAGGAAGAGUCCGUUGCCGCAUUGGUAUCCUCGAACUCCUCUCCGUGACAUCACAGUCGUUAUCAAUGCCUUGCAGAGGAGAAAAAUGCGUAGUAGAGCAACCAAUGCACAACAGAGGAACUCCAAUCCUGAAGAAUUGUCUAUCGGUGGCCCAGUAGCUGAUGAUGAGCUGAAUGCUUCUGAACAUACUCCUAUCACUCAAGUUCUACCUUUCGAUGUUUCUGAUAACUCUCCAAGUCUUGCAGAUACUCCUAUUAGCCAAAUUCUCCCUUCUGAUGUUUCUGAUACCUCUCCUAGCCCUUCAGAUAGAAGCUUUUCAUCCGUUACUCCUCUUGGAAACGAUAUGACUACCCCAUCUUGUUCCAAUGUCUCCACCACAGAGCAUCCUUCGUGCUCGGAAUCUGUUUCUAGCAAAACAUCAACAGAAGAUCCAAAAUCAGUGGAGUACGAGAAGAAGCUCCAGAAAAUCAUCGAGGAGCUGGAAUUGGUUGUGAAGGAGAAAUUGAAGAUGACACCCAAGAAACCUGUGCAGAAGUCCACACGCAUUCUCAUGUCUAUGAGAUAAAUACAAAGCAUAUUUUUCAUGGUGAAGGGUUAUUGCAGCAUCUCUGCUGCUCAUACCGCCUCUCAUUCUAUCCUCUUGGUUUAGCCAUCUAGAAUCCAUGGUUUAAGCCAGCAUCUCUUCUACCUUUACCAUGGUUCAAGACAGUAUCUCUGCUGUCUAUACGAUGCCAUUCUUUUGCUGGAAGUAAGUGCUAGUUUUAAGACAGUAUCUCUGCUGUCCACAUUCAUUUUGCUACAGUAACCUUUGUAUUGGUUUGGCGAAUGUGAUCCUCUUCUGGCACCUUUUCUGGUACCUGAUAUAACACACUCGAUAAGGCUGAAAAAAAUUGUGAGCAUUGUACAUUUUCCUCAGACAAUAAAGUAGACAAUAUAAUUCGGUACUUCUGAUCUA
Molecule: messenger RNA, 1571 nt
Organism: Zingiber officinale
Lineage: Eukaryota; Viridiplantae; Streptophyta; Magnoliopsida; Zingiberales; Zingiberaceae
Product: protein POLYCHOME-like
Exons: 6
Coding region: 429-1181 (250 amino acids)
Biological process (GO): negative regulation of ubiquitin protein ligase activity; regulation of nuclear division
Cellular component (GO): nucleus
Source: RefSeq, a predicted model, not a curated record